CGUAAUGUUCACGCUUUACUCACGAUUUGUACGAUUCACAUCAGACUGACAGCAAAGGUAUAAAAGCACCGGCGAUCAAAGUCAAUAUCACUUCAACUGCUGUAAUGGAAACAUUGAAACAUGGCAAGAACAAAGUGAUCAGCCAACAGGAAGAGGGUGAGAUCACCCACCUGACCACCAGAAGACAGCCAGGAUGCGCUCUCUCAGGACGAGCCUCCACAAUCAAUGGAGGAGCACUUAGACACUGCUGUGGGUUCCGCCAAGAAGCCGAGGGUAGUGGUGAAGCUGACCCCAGCUGAAGAGACAGACAUGGUCGACUUCAUACGAGACAACCCCUGCCUCUACAACAAAAAGUUGAGAGCGUUGACAGAACGACCCUUGAAAGAGAAACUGUGGCUGGAUCAGGCAGAGAAGCUUCAUAGGACAGUUGCGGAAAUAAAGACCUGGUACGAAAGCAUCAGGACGAGGCUAGGCAGGCUGAAACGGACCAAGUCGGGGGAGGGGGAUGUGGAACUCUCCGAGAGAAACCAGUGGAUUUAUGACAGCUUCAGUUUCCUCUGUCCACAUAUAAUCGAGGUCCAGAGACGUAAUAUGGUGUCCCUCAAGAAAAAGAUUGCUGCAGCUGCUGGGGCCUUCUUCAACACUGUCAUGCCCACCAACGACAGGGAGAGGAACACUUUCUGCAAUUGCAUUACGGCUGGUCUUCUACCCAGAGACCUUUACAGGAAGGCCCAGAGUGAUAUCUGGAACCUACUCGAGCGUUACAGACAGCAGCAGGAGUCCAGGGAGCAAGCCAGCCAGCAGACAGCACAGCCAGCUAAUUAUUUGCAGCAGCCACUGCCACAAAUUCACCCUCAGCAUUCUUUCCAGACGCCAGAUGGGUACAGCAACAAUGUGGAGAGCAGCAACAAUGUUGAGAGCAGCAACAAUGUGGAGAGCAGCAACAAUGUGGAGAGCAGCAACAAUGUGGAGAGCAGCAACAAUGUGGAGAGCAGCAACGCCCGGUCGCAUCACCUGCAGAACCUCAGUCCCAGUCGACGUCACAGCAACAAAGGCCUGGCAGUUGCCCAACUGUGGUUUGCACCAGUACACCCACCAGUGGCGUCAAAGACCGGUUCGACUCCACCUUUUCCAACCUGUCAAGAGUUAUCAGAAGAUUAA
This is a messenger RNA of Haliotis rubra (blacklip abalone), 1161 nucleotides long. RefSeq lists its product as uncharacterized. Gene Ontology annotation, biological process: regulation of transcription by RNA polymerase II. The transcript has 4 exons. Gene Ontology annotation, cellular component: transcription regulator complex; nucleus. NCBI's taxonomy places the organism in Eukaryota, Metazoa, Mollusca, Gastropoda, Lepetellida, Haliotidae. The coding region runs from base 226 to 1161 and encodes 311 amino acids. The record is from RefSeq and is a predicted model, not a curated record.